Molecule: messenger RNA, 1071 nt
Organism: Chaetomium strumarium
Lineage: Eukaryota; Fungi; Ascomycota; Sordariomycetes; Sordariales; Chaetomiaceae
Exons: 2
Source: RefSeq, a predicted model, not a curated record
GUCUGGAUGAUGCCGAGAGAACAGGCCGCAGCACUGGUCCAAGACUACGUCGACCAUGUGUAUCCCCUGCUCCCCGCCAUUCACGGACCAACAACUCAAAACCAGGUCAUGGAUUUCUAUGCCAGACUCUCUCGCGGAGAGCAGAUCGAGCCGCGCCUUGCUGCCCUCAUCCUCGGCAUCGGCGCGGUCAGUGCGUAUUUCUGGCAGCCCGAUGCGGCGCACCACAGCCGCUUCGCAUCCGCCGAGGAAGCCGCACAGGCAUCGUUUGCCUGGCGAAAAUGGGCAUACGACAUCCUGACUGAGGCUCAGGGGUCCAGCCGCAACAGCACACUAGAGGACCUCCAGGCCUGGACGCUCCUCUCCUUCAUGGUGCACAACGUCGACGGCUGUUCCUACCGCUUCAGGUUCCUGCACAACUGCGCGCUCAAUGCCGCCCGGGAGUUGAAGGUCCAUCUCGUGGACAGUCCGCGGGCUGAGACCAAGGACAAUCGGGUCAGUCGGGAAGUGAAACGGAGAAUAUGGUGGCAGCUCGUUGGGACGGACUGGAUGCUCGGCUUUAUGGGAGGUCCCACCGAGGGUACAUAUUCAAUUCACCCGCGGCACAUGAACGUGAAGUAUCCGAGAAACCUGAAUGACAACGACAUCGCGACGUGGGACGAGUCGACCACAGCUCCUCUCAACGUGCACACUCAGAUGUCGUUCUCUCUGCAGAGGAUACGCAUUGCGGAGAUUGCCCGAUCCAUACUGGACGCCCGCCAGCCUGGAAGCCCGGAGGUCGACGUCACAGACUACAACCAAGUCCUCGCUCUCGACCGUCUAUUUGAGCAAGCAUUCAUUGAUCUACCCCCCUUCUACCACCUCCACUACGGAAGCCCCUUCCACCCCGAGAGAGAUAGUUCCCUCGAGCUCCAGCGCGUCCUCGUUCAGCUAGGCUUGCUGUCUCGGCGAGCCCGCCUGCAUCGGCCCUUCCUCCUGCAGGGCAACCGAGACGAUCCGCGACACCAGCAGUGCCGCGAGAUAUGCCUCCAGUCCACACGCACCGCCGUGUCCAUCUCCAUCAGCAUUAUCGAG